Pteronotus mesoamericanus is the source of this 2196-nucleotide messenger RNA. RefSeq names its product RAB40B, member RAS oncogene family (gene RAB40B). The record is from RefSeq and is a predicted model, not a curated record. Gene Ontology annotation, molecular function: GTPase activity; GTP binding. Gene Ontology annotation, cellular component: synaptic vesicle; plasma membrane; endosome. Bases 70 to 927 code for a protein of 285 amino acids. NCBI's taxonomy places the organism in Eukaryota, Metazoa, Chordata, Mammalia, Chiroptera, Mormoopidae. The transcript is spliced from 6 exons. Gene Ontology annotation, biological process: intracellular signal transduction; protein localization to plasma membrane.
CCGCGGACUGCGGGUUUGCGGGCGCCUGGGUGCCCGGCUGCCACCUCUACGCCGUCCCGCGGGCCGGGCAUGGGCGCCGGCGCCGGCACCAUGAGUGUCCUGGGCAGCCCGGUCCGCGCCUACGACUUUCUGCUCAAAUUCCUGCUGGUGGGCGACAGCGACGUGGGCAAGGGCGAGAUCUUGGCGAGUCUGCAGGACGGCGCUGCCGAGUCCCCGUACGGCCACCCGGCGGGCAUCGACUACAAGACCACCACCAUCCUGCUGGACGGGCGGCGGGUGAAGCUGCAGCUCUGGGACACGUCUGGGCAGGGGAGGUUCUGCACCAUAUUCCGCUCCUACUCGCGGGGCGCACAGGGUGUGAUCUUGGUCUACGACAUCGCAAACCGCUGGUCCUUCGACGGCAUCGACCGCUGGAUUAAGGAGAUCGAUGAGCACGCUCCUGGCGUCCCUAAAAUCCUGGUGGGAAACCGCCUGCACCUGGCCUUCAAGCGGCAAGUCCCCACGGAGCAGGCCCAGGCCUACGCGGAGCGCCUGGGCGUGACCUUCUUCGAGGUCAGCCCUCUGUGCAAUUUCAACAUCACCGAGUCCUUCACGGAGCUGGCCAGGAUCGUGCUGCUGCGGCACGGGAUGGACCGGCUCUGGAGGCCGAGCAAGGUGCUGAGCCUGCAGGACCUGUGCUGCCGCGCGGUGGUGUCCUGCACGCCCGUGCACCUGGUGGACAAGCUCCCGCUCCCCAUGGCCUUGAGGAGCCACCUCAAGUCCUUCUCCAUGGCCAACGGCCUGAAUGCCAGGAUGAUGCACGGCCGCUCCUACUCCCUCACCGCCAGCUCCGUCCACAAGAGGAGCAGCCUCCGCAAGGGCAAGGCCGCGCGGCCGCCCCAGAGCCCGCCCAAGCGCUGCACCAGAAACAGCUGUAAAGUCUCCUAAGGAAAGCUCGGGAAAGGCACACGCGGACCCUCCAGGAGACCCUAAGCCGCCACACGGGGCUGGCAGGCCCUUCGAGAUCCCAGAGACACCGGCCGGCCCUGCAUGGCGACCGUGCAAUGAACACCGGUCCACGGUUUGACUUCGAUGUUUCCGCGUGGAUGUGCAUGAAGCUGUGGUGUCAGACGUGUGUUUAUAAACGGAACGCUGGUGCUCUGAGUGUCACUCACACCACGACUGCGCUGCGGCUUUUUCCUUGAAGUGACGGCUCGUGUGAGAAUGGCGACGUGCGUGUGCUGAGUGUGAAUCCGCGGACCCCAAGGGCAGCGCAGGCCAACGGGAGUCAGUGGUGGGGAGGGGCCUUUCCGUAAACCUGCUUUCUAACGUCCCAGCCUCAUGUGUUAACGCUGCGGGCGCGCAGCUAAUCUGUCCAGCUUCUGUACGAAAGGGGUUUGAUAAAACUUUUGCAAUGUCAUUUACUACGUUUGGGGAUUAAUAAGUGGUUUAUAUGCAUAUUUUUCUGUAAAUCUACAUUUUUUGUAUAAAAUGUCCCACAAGUUAUGAAGCUAAGAAAAGAAAAUGCCAAAGACACCUCUAGUCACAUUGCCGGAGCCAGGGCCAGAGCGUGCGGGCCGGGCGGAGGGCCAGGCCCUGUCACGGGCGGAAACGCCGCUCAGCAAUGGAAAGUACGCCCGCCUCGCGGUGCCGCUGUUGGCGGGUCCCUUCCCGUUCUGUGUGUUUUACAGCCCUCUCCUGCGUCUGCUUCAUCGCCGGUCUCAGGCGCCCCACGGUAGCACAAAACACAGCGUUGGCAACAGGCUUCGUUCCUAAACUGUGUCAUCUAUUGAAAAGGAUUCCUUUUCAUCAAAAGAAAUGUAGAGGCAGAAAGUGGGGAAUACAGUUAACAACAUGGAGGUAGGGGUGCCAGCCUCCUGCGCAGUCGAAAAUCUGCGUGCGACCGCAGUCGGCCCUCUGCACACGCGGGUCCCCAACCGUGGGGGUGACCCUUGAACAGCGCAGCCCAGCGGAAGCGGCACGCGAUCCGCGCGGUCUGAGCCCGCGUCGUUCCAGGGCCACCUUGUGCUAAGGAGCGCCCGUCUGCAGACGCCGGCAGGUGCUCCACAGUCCGCCUGGUGGGCUCACAGGGGGCAUGAGGCGUGCCCCCACCAGACGGGGUCCUCAUCUGUGACCACAAGUGACCUAGAGAACCCCACAGGGUCUCCCGUGCCUGGUGUAUCUGUUUGCUGUCUCUCCGUGGCAGCUGGAGGUUAG